This is a messenger RNA of Tetrahymena thermophila SB210, 2679 nucleotides long. Its product is annotated as transmembrane protein, putative. The record is from RefSeq and is a predicted model, not a curated record. Lineage: Eukaryota; Ciliophora; Oligohymenophorea; Hymenostomatida; Tetrahymenidae. The transcript is spliced from 7 exons.
AUGAAAAAGAAAUAAACAAAUAAAAUUAUUAAAAAGGCAUUUAUCUUGUUUUUAUUAUCAGCAAUUUUUGGACUGGUAAUCCAUUUUAUUUAAUCUUAUGAAGAUUAAAAUCAAAUUAGUGAUAAAAGUAGUAAAAAGCGCAUAUUAUUAUCAUCUUCUGGGAUUGAAGCAUGUCAAUUUAUUAAUUAUGAUAUUAACGAUGGCUCAGUUAAGACAAAAGGUACUGAUAAUGCUCUUUCUUAUUUAAAAUAGGUAAGGCCUGUAAAUAAAAUGAUUACACCUUUGCAAUCAGGUUCAAAUGAUGAUUGGGACUCAUAUUUAGUUAGUUUAGUCCCUAUGAUUUUACCAUUUUUUUUAGUAAGUGUACUUUGCUUUUUUACUUGGAUAGGUUGUCUCAGCUAAAUAAUUUUUAAAAGCUGCUGCAGAUGCUGCAAAAGAGAUCUGUAUCGUAAUCCUUAUACAAAACGAUCUAUAUUUUGGUAUAUGCUCCUAACAAUUGUUUUUUUAGUUUUAUGCAUUAUGAGUGCUACUGUUAGUAUUAUUUAGCUUGAAUACACAUUCUAAGAUUACUAGUAACUACACUGUUAAGGUUAUUUAUUGUUUGACCAUUUUCUUAACGGAGAUCCAUCGGCUAAAAAUUGGAUUGGCAUAAAUUAAUUAACUAACAAUCUUGUUACAGUGUAAAGUUAAAUUGCUUCUUAAAUUAAAGGUUUUAUACCUUCUAAAUCUCAGGCAAGUGAUGAUUUGAAAUAAAAGCUAUAAAAUGAAAUAAAUACUAUGUUCGAUUCAUUUAAAAAUGUUUAAAUACCUGACCCUUCUAGUGUUGGCAAAAAACUAAAUUUAGAUUCAUAUAUUACACUUGAAGCUCAAGGAUUUAAUAACAUCCAAAGCCUAGUUUUAAACGAUUUUCAGUAAAUAAUAGCUAAAAUAUCAGAUAACUUAAACUCUCUAUAAAGUACUGCAACUAAUCUUGAUAACAACUCUGCACAAAACACAUAAUUUAUAUAAUAAAAAAAAACUUAAAUUGACCAAUUCACAGUCUUAAUGUAAUAAGCUCAAUCACACGUUAGCAGUCAGUUUGAAAAAGGUUAUAAUUUUUUUUUCUGGUACCGAGUAUCUAUGUAUGUCAUUUUAGGAAUUUUGCUAUUUUGCUGUCUUUUUACGUUUAUUAGCUUUAUUAUUAUUUAUGUUAACAAAAUAAAAUGUCUUGAACCAUUUGUUAACUUUGUUUGGUCCUUUACCUCUUUACUAGCUAUCAUAGGUUUUUUUGGCUCUGGAGUUAUUUAUACUUUAACAAUAGUAUUUUAUGAAGCCUCCCUUUCAUUUAAUAGCUUUACAACAGACUAAGCAACAUUUACCUCUAUGCAAUAUUUACUAGAUCCUAGUGCUGCUAAAUACUUGCAAGACUGUGUUUUUGGGAGUAAUACUUCAAUGAUAGAUGUAUUCGGGCUUAGGGAUUACUUAACAUAAGUAAAUAGUAUAACAUUGUAUAUCUAAUAGCUAGACUAGUCCUUCGGAGGAUUAAAAAUCCCUAAUUUAGCUAUCACAAAUUAAAUAUAAGACUGUGCAAAUUACAUUAACAACAUAGGAUCUUUAGUGCCAAACUAAUCUAGUAGCACUCUCUAAUUAUUGAACAAUUGCAUCAACAAAAAUUAAUGUAUAUGCGAUUCUACUUAGCCAACUGACAUAGUUAGCUGCAAGUAAGUACUUUUAAGUGAUACAUUUGUCUUUACAAGUUCUUAGUGCUACGCAGAUGGAGUAAAAAGGUUUAUAUUGAGUUAAGGUCAAGAAAAUUAAAAUUUGAGUACUUAGAAUUGUAUUUUAAUUGCUAUGAAUACACUCGACAAUAACUUAUAAACUACUUAAGUAAACAAUUUAGAUUAUGCAGCUAGAUUAAAAAAUGUUGACUCAAUUGAUCAAAGUCCAUAAUGCUAAAAGCUUAAGUAAUGCUCCCAAUAAAAUUAUAUUUAACAGCUGAUAAAUUAUGCGUCUUAAUCUGGAUAUCAAAUUCAGUAAGUCAAACAAACAUUGAAACUUGUUUAAUCUGAUUUCAUAGAUUUAUAUUAGCAGUAUUAUAAAUUAUUUUAUGUAAACGUUAAAGGCGUAUACACUUAGAAUCUGGAAGCUCAAAUCUUGCUUGUUUCAGAUAGUAAUACAGGCAUGUACUCAAAUCUUUAGUGCACAGCAUUUGGCGAUGAUUUAAAGUAGAUGAAUAGGUUUCUUACUAAUUAAUUCUUGUUUGAUUUAUAUGCUUUAGACUGGUGGACCAUAUCUACAUUUGUAGGGAUGAUAACUGGAUUAACCUUAAUGUAUUUUUCUAUGAGUAGAUUAUAGUAUUGGGCCUACCUUGAUGGAUAGAUAUAGGAAAAACCUAUAAAUACAGAUGAGAAUAAAACAAAUAAACCUCUACUUUAAUAAAGUAAUACUAUUGCUACCCCUAAAAAGCAAGUUUAAGAAAUCUAAAAUACAAGUAUAGUAAACUCCUCUAUGCUCAAAAGCUAUCUAAUAAAUUAAUCUACAUAUAAUAAAAAAUAUUUACCCAAAACAUCAUCAUUUACUAAUUUUCAAUACUAAGAAAGUUUACCUAAUUUUUAAGAUACCUCAAUGCCAUAAAAUAUAACAAUCACAUAAUAAAAUGAGGUAACUAAAGAUAUUGAAAUGGAGUACUAUAAAAAUUGA